AUGGCUGGAAGGAAUGAUGUUGUGAUUGUUGCUGCUUUGGAAGCAAUGGCUCAAGCUUUGGAACAUCAGUCGAAUGUUGGUGAGAAUGCCGCUUCUCGCAAUUUGGCUAUCUUCCAGAGGGAGAAUCCACAUGUGUUCAAGGGAACUCAUGAUCCUAAUGGUGCAUUGACAUGGCUAAAGGAGAUUGAGAGAAUCUUCCGUGUGAUGGAUUUCACUCCAUAUCAAAAGGUUCGGGAGUUCUUGAGGAAGUACUUUCCUGAGGACGUCCGGGGCAAGAAGGAAAUCGAAUUCCUUAAGUUGAGACAAGGGAAUAAUUCGGUUGUUGAGUAUGCUGCUAAGUUUAGAGAGUUGGCUACGUUUUACCAACACUAUGAUGGACCAACUUGUGAAUUUUCGAAGUGCAUCAAGUUUGAGAAUGGAUUGCGCCUAGAAAUCAAGAAGGCGGUUAGUUACCAGAAGAUUUGUGUCUUUGCUGAUUUGGUUGAUAGUUGUUGGAUUUAUGAGGAAGACAACAAUGCUAAUUAUCGGGUUAUUAGUGAGAAACGGGGCAAGAGUCAACAAGGUCAUGGCAAGUGUAACACCCCAUAA
Messenger RNA from Vicia villosa (hairy vetch), 588 nucleotides. RefSeq lists its product as uncharacterized. The coding region runs from base 1 to 588 and encodes 195 amino acids. The record is from RefSeq and is a predicted model, not a curated record. The transcript is spliced from 2 exons. Lineage: Eukaryota; Viridiplantae; Streptophyta; Magnoliopsida; Fabales; Fabaceae.